Messenger RNA from Physella acuta, 1116 nucleotides. RefSeq names its product deoxyribonuclease TATDN1. Lineage: Eukaryota; Metazoa; Mollusca; Gastropoda; Physidae. Gene Ontology annotation, molecular function: 3'-5'-DNA exonuclease activity. The record is from RefSeq and is a predicted model, not a curated record. Gene Ontology annotation, cellular component: cytosol.
UCAUAUAGGCCUAUUAAUUUAAUAUUCUUUAGAUAAAAAAUAAGAACUCAUUACUUGAUUUACAUUCUAAAAUUUAUUUACUUAUUAGUUCAUGAGAAUCUUAACAACUCUUGCUUGCCGCGUUGUCAAAAAAAUAAAUAUUAUGUUGAAAUUUAUUGAUAUAGGAGCUAAUUUAUCAGAUUCUGUUUUUAGAGGAAACUAUCACGGAAAACAAGCUCAUGAAGAUGAUUUAAUAAAUAUUAUUAACAGGUCAAAAAAGCAUGGAGUAGAAAAGAUAAUUGUUACAGGUGGCUCUUUGAAAGAUUCUCAGAAAGCUUUGGACAUUACAAAAUUUGAUGACAGCCUGUAUUGCACUGUUGGUUGCCAUCCAACCCGAUCUCUAGAAUUUGAGAAUGAUGGUCAAGAUCCAGAUGUUUAUCUCCAGGACCUGAUUAGUCUUGCUAAUGACAACAGAGAUAAAGUUGUGGCAGUUGGUGAAAUGGGGCUAGACUUUGAUAGGCUGCAUUUUGCACCUAAAGAUGCUCAGAUUAAGUAUUUUGAAAAGCAAAUGGAAUUAAUCUCAGCUACAAAGUUACCUGUGUUUUUUCAUUGUCGAGCUGCCCAUUCAGAAUUUCUUUCGGUUGUUUCAAAACAUAGGGACAACAUACCAGGGGGAGUGGUACAUUCUUUUACUGGAACUAAAGAAGAAGCUGCUUCAAUUUUAGAUUUAGGAUUCUAUAUUGGUAUUAAUGGCUGCUCAUUGAAAUCUCAAGAAAACUUAGAUGUCAUGUGUUCAAUACCUAGUGAAAAUCUUAUGAUUGAGACAGAUUGCCCUUACUGUGAAAUAAGGUCCACACAUGCUGGAUUUAAAUAUAUAACAACUCAUUUUGAUUCCAAGAAAAAAGAAAAAUAUGAUCCUAAUUGCUGUGUAAAAUCUAGAAAUGAGCCAUGUACAAUUGUGCAAGUCCUUGAAGUAAUGAGUGGUGCCCGAAAAGAAGACAAGCAUCAGUUGGCUGACAUUUUGUACAACAAUACUAUAAACCUUUUUUUUAAAGGUCGUAAUUAAGUGCUAUUGUUUAGUGCAGGUUAUAAAAAAUAUGUUAAAUAAAAACACAAAAAAACAACUCGUUUUUAAAU